Molecule: messenger RNA, 927 nt
Organism: Oncorhynchus gorbuscha (pink salmon)
Lineage: Eukaryota; Metazoa; Chordata; Actinopteri; Salmoniformes; Salmonidae
Product: putative nuclease HARBI1
Exons: 5
Coding region: 1-927 (308 amino acids)
Source: RefSeq, a predicted model, not a curated record
AUGGCAUGCCCAUUCGUGCGAGAUGUGGUGGAUGAAGAAGCACUUGUGCUGAGGAGAGCCUUCAGGCGAGAAAGGGUCUUCAGGGACCGGUUGGACCCACUGGCCUUCCCUGACGACCAUCUAUAUGAAAGAUACAGGUUUUCUGCAGAUGGCAUCAGUGGAGCCUUCCUGUACUCAGUGGGGGAUGCAGAACAGCUGAACAAGGCCACAAUUUGCCGCACAAUAAGGAGUGUGUGUCUGGCUAUCAAAGCAUUAGCAGAUGUCUUCAUCUCCUUCCCUGGCCACAGAAGACUCUGUGACAUCAAAGAGGAGUUCUAUAGGAUUGCAGGUUUCACCAAUGUCAUUGGUGCAGUGGACUGCACACACAUAAGGAUAAAAGCCCCCUCAGGUGCCCAUGAGGCCGAUUUUGUGAAUAGGAAAUCCUUUCACAGCAUUAAUGUUCAGAUGGUCUGCAAUGCUGACUGUGUGAUCAGCAAUGUUGUGGCAAAAUGGCCUGGCUCAGUCCAUGACUCCAGAAUCUUUCGGGCCUCUGAAAUCUAUCAGUGCCUAUCACAAGGUGAAUUCUCUGGUGUGUUGCUGGGAGACAGGGGGUAUGGCUGCCAGCCUUUUCUCCUGACACCUUUCACAGACCCCCAGGAAGCACAGCAGGCCUACAACCAUGCCCAUGCCAGGACCAGGGCCAGAGUUGAAAUGACCUUUGGCCUCCUGAAGGCACGCAUUCACUGCCUUCACAAAUUAAGGGUCAGCCCUGUUAGGGCAUGUGAUAUUACAGUGGCUUGUGCUGUCCUCCACAAUGUGGCCUGCCUGAGGAAGGAGAGGGCCCCCAGAGUGCCACCAGCCAUGGACUGGAACAAUCCGGCAAUCUUCCCUGAUGACGACAGUGGUCGGCUGCUGAGGGACCAAUAUGUGUUGAAUUAUUUUAGUUAG